GCCCCGGGGAGGCAGCAGGUCAGGGGAGGGGCCGAGCUGUCCUCCGGUGCUGUACGUACCCGGGGCCCAGAGGAGCCCUGGUCCAGCCUCGCGUCACUGCUGCCUGCCACCGCCCAGGCCGCUGUUCCACGGCCAGGUGCAGAAUGCCGUGUCAUUGGGAGAGUCUGCGGCCGGCGCAUUGAGUUACAGCCCGGAGGAGCAGAAGCCCCGGCUCCUCGCGCGCCCUGGGUGUGAGCCGCUGCGGCGCAGACCCGGGGAGCCGCCCGCGGGAGGCAGCUCCACUGUCUUUCUCAGAGCCGCUGCCGAGCCGGCCCCCUCCGCCUGCCCCCUCCUGCCUCCCGGGCGAGCGCCCCCGAGCUGCGCCCCCGCCCCGAGCUGCGCCUCCCCGUGCCCCGGCGCCCCGGGCCUGCCCCGCGCCAUGCUCAGGGUCUUCAUCCUCUACGCGGAGAACGUCCACACCCCGGACGCCGAUAUCAGCGAUGCCUACUGCUCAGCCGUGUUUGCAGGGGUGAAGAAGAGAACCAAGGUUAUCAAGAACAACGUGAACCCUGUGUGGAACGAGGGUUUUGAGUGGGACCUCAAGGGCAUCCCUUUGGACCAGAGCUCUGAGCUUCACGUGGUGGUGAAAGACCAUGAGACUAUGGGGAGGAACAGGUUCCUGGGGGAAGCCAAGGUCCCACUCCGGGAGGUUCUUGCCACCCCUAGUCUGUCUGCAAGCUUCAGUGCUCCCCUUCUAGACACCAAGAAGCAGCCCACAGGGGCCUCGCUGGUCCUGCAGGUGUCUUACACUCCGCUCCCUGGAGCUGUGCCCUUGUUCCCCCCCUCUGGGCCUCUGGAACCUUCCCCGACUGUGCCGGACUUGGACAUGCUGGCUGGUGGGGGACCGAGCCGGGCCGAGACUUGGUCCCUGCUCAGUGACAGCACCGUGGACACGCGAUACUCCGGAAAGAAGUGGCCGGCCCCCACCGACACAGGAGAGGAGGACACGGAGGACCAGGGGCUCACAGGUGAUGAGGCAGAGCCCUUCCUGGAUCAGAGUGGUGCUCUAGGCCCAGGGGCUCCGGCCACCCCGAGGAAACCGCCUUCCCACCCACCCCCCUAUCACCCUGGGGGCAAAAGGAAGAGAAGCACACCGGCACCCAGGAAGCUGCUGUCAGACAGACCGCAGGACUUCCAGAUCAGAGUCCAGGUGAUUGAGGGGCGCCAGCUGCCUGGCAUGAACAUCAAGCCUGUGGUCAAGGUCACGGCUGCUGGCCAGACCAAGCGGACACGGAUCCAGAAGGGAAACAGCCCACUCUUCAAUGAGACUCUUUUCUUCAACCUGUUUGACUCCCCAGAGGAGCUGUUUGAUGAGCCCAUCUUUAUCACGGUGGUAGACUCACGUUCUCUCAGGACAGACUCUCUCAUUGGGGAGUUCCGGAUGGAUGUAGGCACCGUCUACAGAGAGCCCCGACAUGCCUACCUCAGGAAAUGGUUGCUGCUCUCAGACCCCGAUGACUUCUCUGCUGGAGCCAGAGGCUACCUGAAGGCAAGCCUUUGUGUGCUGGGACCCGGAGACGAGGCUCCUCUGGAGAGGAAAGACCCCUCUGAAGACAAGGAGGACAUUGAAGGCAACCUGCUCAGGCCCACCGGGGUGGCCCUCCGAGGAGCACACUUCUGCCUGAAGGUCUUCAGGGCUGAGGACUUGCCGCAGAUGGAUGAUGCUGUGAUGGACAAUGUGAAGCAGAUCUUCGGCUUUGACAGUAACAAGAAGAACUUGGUGGACCCCUUCAUGGAAGUUAGCUUUGCAGGGAAAAUGCUCUGCAGUAAGAUCCUGGAGAAGACUGCCAACCCUCAGUGGAACCAGAGCAUCACACUGCCUGCCAUGUUUCCUUCCAUGUGUGAGAAAAUGAGGAUUCGUGUCAUGGACUGGGACCGCCUCACCCACAAUGACACUGUGGCCACCACUUACCUGAGCAUGUCAAAAAUCUCUGCCCCUGGGGGAGAAAUAGAAGAGGAGUCUGCAGGUGCGGUCAAGCCUCCUCCCGCCAUGGACCUGGAUGACCACCUGGGCUUCCUCCCCACCUUUGGGCCCUGCUAUGUCAACCUGUAUGGCAGCCCCAGGGAAUUCACUGGCUUCCCGGACCCCUACGCAGAGCUCAACACGGGCAAGGGGGAAGGUGUGGCCUACCGAGGUCGGCUUCUGCUCUCCUUGGAGACCAAGCUGGUGGAGCACAGCGAGCAGAAGGUGGAAGAUCUCCCAGCAGAUGACAUCCUGAGGGUGGAGAAAUACCUGCGGAGACGCAAGUACUCGCUCUUUGCCGCCUUCUACUCGGCCUCCAUGCUGCAGGACGUGGAUGACGCCAUCCAGUUCGAGGUCAGCAUCGGCAACUACGGCAACAAAUUCGAUAACACCUGCCUGCCGCUGGCCUCUACCACUCAGUACAGCCGCGCCAUCUUUGAUGGCUGCCAAUACUACUACCUGCCCUGGGGCAACGUCAAGCCCGUGGUGGUGCUGUCGUCCUACUGGGAGGACAUCAGCCAUAGAGUGGAGACGCAGAACCAGAUGCUCAGGACUGCAGACCGGCUUGAAGCCAGCCUGGAAGAGGUCCACCUGGCCCUGAAGGCACAGUGCUCCUCAGAGGACAUGGCUGCCCUGGUGGCUCAGCUGAUGGAUGAGCUCAUUGCAGACUGCAGCCAGCCCCUAGUCCAUGUCCACGAGACACCAUCCGCUACCCACCUGGAUCAGUACUUGUACCGCUUGCGCACACGCCACCUGAAGCAGAUCACAGAGGCAGCCCUGGCCCUGAAGUUGAGCCCCGGCGAGCUCCCCACCUUCCUGGAACAAGCCGAAGACUGGCUACUGCGUCUCCGUGCCCUGGCUGAAGAGCCCCAGAACAGCCUGCCUGACGUGGUCAUCUGGAUGCUGCAGGGGGACAAGCGUGUGGCCUAUCAGCGGGUACCUGCCCACGAGAUCCUCUUCUCCCGGCGGGGCGCCAGCUAUUGUGGCAGGAACUGUGGGAGGCUGCAGACCAUCUUCCUGAAGUAUCCUAUGGAGGGAGUGCCUGGAGCCCGGAUGCCUGUGCAGAUCCGGGUGAAGCUUUGGUUUGGACUCUCUGUGGAUGAGAAGGAGUUCAACCAGUUUGCAGAGGGCAAGCUCUCAGUCUUUGCAGAAACGUAUGAGAACCAGACCAAGCUGGCCCUCGUCGGGAACUGGGGCACGACAGGCCUCACCUACCCCAAGUUUUCUGACAUCACGGGCAAGAUCAAGCUUCCCAAGGACAGCUUCCGCCCCUCAGCUGGCUGGGCCUGGGCUGGAGACUGGUUUGUGUGUCCGGAGAAGACCCUGCUCCACGACACUGACGCGGGCCACCUGAGCUUUGUGGAGGAGGUGUUUGAGAACCAGACUCGGCUGCCUGGAGGCCAGUGGAUCUACAUGAGUGACAACUAUACAGACGUGAAUGGUGAAAAGGUUCUGCCCAAGGAUGACAUCGAGUGCCCACUGGGCUGGAAGUGGGAAGAUGAAGAGUGGUCCACAGACCUCAAUAGGGCUGUCGAUGAGCACGGCUGGGAAUACAGUAUCACAAUCCCCCCGGACCGGAAGCCCAGGCACUGGGUACCCGCAGAGAAGAUGUACUACACACACCGCCGGCGCCGCUGGGUCCGCCUGCGCAGGAGGGACCCCAGCCAGAUGGAGGCUCUAAAGAGGCAUAGGCAGGCAGAGGCGGAGGGUGAGGGCUGGGAGUACGCCUCACUGUUCGGCUGGAAGUUCCACCUGGAGUACCGAAAGACGGAUGCUUUCCGCCGCCGCCGCUGGCGCCGCCGCAUGGAGCCACUGGAGAAGACUGGGCCUGCUGCUGUGUUUGCCCUCGAGGGGGCCCUGGGCGGCAUGGUGGAUGACAGGAGCGAGGAUUCCAUGUCUGUCUCCACCUUGAGCUUCGGCGUGAACAGACCCACGAUUUCCUGCAUCUUCGACUAUGGAAACCGCUACCAUCUCCGCUGCUACAUGUACCAGGCCCGGGACCUGCCUGCCAUGGAUAAGGACUCUUUCUCUGAUCCCUACGCCAUUGUGUCCUUCCUGCACCAGAGCCAGAAGACGGUGGUGGUGAAGAACACCCUGAACCCCACUUGGGACCAGACCCUUAUCUUCUAUGAGAUCGAGAUCUUUGGUGAGCCAGCCAGCAUCAAGGAGCAGCCACCCAGUGUUGUGGUGGAGCUGUAUGACCACGACACCUACGGUGCAGAUGAGUUUCUGGGACGCUGCAUCUGCCAGCCAGGUCUGGAACGAACACCCCGGCUGGCCUGGUUCCCACUGACCAGGGGUAGCCAGCCGGCGGGUGAGCUGCUGGCCUCAUUUGAGCUCAUCCAGAGGAAAAAGCCGGCCAUCCACCACAUUCCUGGUUUUGAGAUGCAGGGAGCACCAAUGAUCCUGGAAGAGUCAGAGGAGGACACAGACCUGCCCUACCCCCCACCUCAGAGGGAGGCCAAUGUCUACAUGGUGCCUCAGAACAUCAAGCCAGUUCUCCAGCGGACAGCUAUUGAGAUCCUGGCAUGGGGCCUCCGGAACAUGAAGAGUUACCAGCUGGCCAGUGUCUCCUCCCCCAGCCUCGUGGUGGAGUGUGGGGGGCAGACAGUGCAGUCCUGUGUCAUCAAGAACCUCCGCAAGAACCCCAACUUUGACAUAUGCACCCUGUUUAUGGAAGUGAUGCUGCCCCGGGAGGAGCUCUACUGUCCCCCCAUUGUGGUCAAGGUCAUCGAUAAUCGCCAGUUUGGCCGCCGUCCCGUGGUGGGCCAGUGCACCAUCCACUCCCUGGAGAGCUUCCUGUGUGACCCCUACUCAGAAGAAAGCUCAUCUCCACAGGGUGGCCCAGAUGAUGUAAGCUUGCUCAGCCCUGGGGAAGAUGUGCUCAUCGAAAUUGACGACAAGGAGCCCCUCAUCCCUCUCCAGCUUACAGAUGGUCUGUCGGGCUCGGCUCCCACUAACAUGGCAUCUUCUCCAUCCAGUCCUCAUGAGGAGGAGUUCAUUGACUGGUGGAGCAAAUUCUAUGCCUCCAUAGGGGAAAGGGAAAAAUGUGGCUCCUACCUGGAGAAGGACUUUGACACACUAAAGGUCUAUGACACACAACUGGAGAAUGUGGAAGCCUUUGAGGGCCUGUCUGACUUCUGUAACACCUUCAAGCUUUACCGGGGCAAGACUCAGGAGGAGAUGGAAGAUCCGUCUGUCAUUGGGGAAUUCAAGGGCCAGUUCAAAAUUUAUCCCCUCCCUGAAGACCCAGCCAUCCCCUUGCCCCCAAGACAGUUCCACCAGCUGGCUGCACAGGGGCCUCAAGAGUGCCUGGUUCGUAUCUACAUCAUUCAAGCGUUUGGCCUGCAGCCCAAGGACCCUAAUGGAAAGUGUGAUCCCUACAUCAAGAUUUCCAUAGGGAAGAACUCAGUAAGUGACCAGGAUAACUACAUCCCCUCCACUUUGGAGCCUGUGUUUGGAAAGAUGUUCGAGCUGACCUGCACGCUGCCUCUGGAGAAGGACCUGAAGAUCACUCUCUAUGACUAUGACCUCCUCUCCAAGGACGAAAAGAUUGGGGAGACGGUCAUUGACCUGGAGAACAGGCUGCUGUCCAAGUUUGGCGCUCGCUGCGGACUCCCACAGACCUACUGUGUCUCUGGACCCAAUCAGUGGCGAGACCAGCUCCGCCCCUCCCAGCUCCUCCACCUCUUCUGCCAGCAGCACAGAGUCAAGGCUCCUGUUUACCGAACAGACCGAGUGGUGUUUCAGGAGAAGGAAUACACCAUCGAAGAAAUAGAGGCUGGCAAGCUCCCUAACCCACACCUGGGCCCCAUGGAGGAGCGUCUGGCCUUGCACGUCCUCCAGCAGCAAGGUCUGGUCCCUGAGCAUGUGGAGUCCCGGCCCCUCUACAGCCCCCUCCAGCCGGACAUUGAGCAGGGAAAGCUUCAGAUGUGGAUCGAUCUGUUUCCAAAGGCCUUGGGACGACCUGGACCUCCCUUCAACAUUACCCCUCGGAGAGCCAGAAGGUUUUUCCUGCGCUGCAUUAUCUGGAACACCAAAGACGUGAUCCUGGAUGACCUCAGCAUCACGGGGGAGAAAAUGAGUGACAUUUAUGUGAAAGGCUGGAUGGUUGGUUUUGAAGAACACAAGCAAAAAACAGAUGUGCACUACCGGUCCCUGGGAGGUGAAGGCAACUUUAACUGGAGGUUCAUUUUCCCCUUUGACUACCUGCCAGCCGAGCAAGCUUGCACUGUUGCCAAGAAGGAUGCUUUCUGGAGGCUGGACAAGACUGAGAGCAAAAUUCCAGCACGUGUGGUCUUCCAGAUCUGGGACAAUGAUAAGUUCUCCUUUGAUGACUUUUUGGGCUCCUUGCAGCUGGAUCUCAACCACAUGCCCAAGCCAGCCAAGACAGCUGAGAAGUGCUCCUUGGACCAGCUGGAUGACACCUUCCACCCAGAGUGGUUUGUGUCCCUGUUUGAACAGAAAACAGUGAAGGGCUGGUGGCCCUGUGUGUCAGAAGAAGGGGAGAAGCAGAUUCUGGCGGGCAAGCUGGAGAUGACCUUGGAGAUCGUAGCCGAGAGCGAGCAUGAGGAGCGGCCCGCUGGCCAGGGCCGGGAUGAGCCCAACAUGAACCCCAAGCUGGAGGACCCAAGGCGCCCUGACACCUCCUUCCUCUGGUUCACCUCCCCAUACAAAACCAUGAAGUUCAUCCUGUGGCGGCGCUUCCGGUGUGUCAUCAUCCUCUUCAUCAUCCUCUUCAUCCUGCUGCUGUUCCUGGGCAUUUUUGUCUAUGCCUUCCCGAACUAUGCUGCCAUGAAGCUGGUGAAGCCCUUCAGCUGAGGACUCAGUGCAAGGCCAGCUGCCUCCUUUGCCAGCUCAUCAGAUGCUCCGCUUGAUCUCCUGCCUGAGUGGACAGACGGGCAGAUGGACGUGUGCCCAGAUUUGCUAACGUGGAAUUUAGGAGGACCCUGCUUCUGUCAUUUCUCUCUUCCCCAACUCAAGCCUUUUUUGGAUCAGCCUGAAUGUAUUUCAGUAUAAAACACCUGGAACCAUGAAACAGA
This is a messenger RNA of Erinaceus europaeus (western European hedgehog), 7044 nucleotides long. RefSeq names its product dysferlin (gene DYSF). Gene Ontology annotation, molecular function: calcium ion binding; calcium-dependent phospholipid binding. Lineage: Eukaryota; Metazoa; Chordata; Mammalia; Eulipotyphla; Erinaceidae. The transcript is spliced from 57 exons. Gene Ontology annotation, cellular component: cytoplasmic vesicle; membrane; T-tubule. Gene Ontology annotation, biological process: T-tubule organization; macrophage activation involved in immune response; monocyte activation involved in immune response. The record is from RefSeq and is a predicted model, not a curated record. The coding region runs from base 419 to 6823 and encodes 2134 amino acids.